Messenger RNA from Amborella trichopoda, 2382 nucleotides. Its product is annotated as protein PLANT CADMIUM RESISTANCE 8. Lineage: Eukaryota; Viridiplantae; Streptophyta; Magnoliopsida; Amborellales; Amborellaceae. The record is from RefSeq and is a predicted model, not a curated record.
AUCUGUCUCUGUUUCUCUCUCAAGUUACCUGUUUCUGCAUCUCAAGUCAACUUGUUUUUGCGUCUCUCUCUCUCUAAAGUUACCUGCUUCUUGCGCUCUCAACUUCUGUUGCUGCGUCUCUCUCCCUUUCUCUCAACUUCUGUUACUGCCUCUCUCCUCUCUCUCUUUCUCACACUCAAACACACACAAACACGCACACAAUGGGCCAAGUACGCCUUCAAGACAGUGGCCAGAGUCCCAUGCCUCAAAAUUCAGAUAACCCAUCAUCAGAUGAACCUACCCCUCCUCCAUCACAAGCCAUUGUAGUCUAUGACCAACCCCCUCCUCCGGUUCCUUUUCCGCCUCCUGUUCGAUUCCCAGUGAAAAAUCAUGAUUCCGACCAGUUUUCUGGCAGUGUGUCCGGGACUAUGGCCCCUACAGGGACUGGAGAACAUCGACCGCAGGAUAAUGAAGUUCAGGAGAUCGGCAACCCUUGGACGACUGGCCUCUUUGACUGUGAGGAUCACCCAACAAGUGCUCUGGUAACUGCAUUUUGUCCGUGUGUGACGUUUGGCCAAAUCACAGAGGUUCUGGAUAGUGGUGAAACAACAUGUGCCAUGAACUGCCCCCUUUACGCACUUCUAUCUGUAGCAAUGUGCAACCAUUGGAUUAUGGCAACCAUUUAUAGGAAGAAAUUGAGAAAAAAGUACAAUUUGGUGGAGGCCCCAACUGAGGAUUGGAUUGCACAUUGUUGUUGCCCAUGUUGUGCCUUGUGUCAGGAGUUUAGAGAGCUAAACAACAGGGGACUUGAUCCUUCACUAGGGUGGAAAGGGAUUCUGGCUGAGCAGAAGCAAAAGCAACAACGGCAACAAGUUCAAACAAAUCCACCAAAAGACCAGUCCAUGUCAAAUUGAGUUGAUGACCCCAAUAAUAACUCUGAACUCCUAUGAGAUAAUUUAAGUGUGAAAUCAUCUCAUAGGAGAGUCCAAAAAUGUCAUGCCAAAAAGAAAAUAUUUUGGUUUGUUUUAUUUCUUGUGUUAGCAAAACAUAGUGCUCUGUAGAAGUCAUUUUAACCUAAGUUCCAAAAAGAAAAAAAAAGUCAUUUCCAUUUUGAACUUUCAGUGACAAUGGUAUACGCUUGGGUUUAUUUAGAGAUAGGAGGUCCAAAAACGAAUCUGAUUCUUGCCAAAAUACAAAUGUUUUGGCAACCCAUUUAUUUAUUAGGAUUGUAUGUAAUGAGAAACAUUUAUCUUUAUUACAAGGAGGUAAUGGCAAUGCAGUAUCAAGGGCAACAUGAUAGCUAAGCGUGUAAACCAGGCGGUCGGGUCCAGGUCGGUUUCGACCCAUUGGAUCAAGUAGGGUCUCAGCCAAAAUAUGAAAAGUCAAAUAUAUAUUAUAUCAUUGAAGGGAAUCCGAAUACACGAGUAUGCAUAUGCAUCCUAUACUAAUUUGGAUGCAUGUAUACCUGAUAUCACAUACAAACACAUAUUAAUAUGCACAUACAAAGUUUCUCUCAUGUGUACAUAGGCAUCUGGUCAACCAACUGAUCCCGAUCCCACUGCUAUCAGUGAGCCGAGUGCCCAUUGGCAUGGGCCAUUAAUUACAUAAAUCCAAUAUAUGAUGAUCCCAAGUUGGACGCCAGAAGUUAAAAGAGCUUUGAAAAGAAUGAAGAUAGGAAAAAUUUUAGGAUAAAAUGGUAUCCCUAUAGAGGUUUAAAAGUGCAUGGAGGAGAUUGGCUAUAGAGGUUUAAAAGUGCAUGGAGGAGAUUGGCAUUGACGAGCUGACGAAGUUGUUCAACAAGGUUUUGAAAAUAAAAAAAAUGCCAAACGAAUAGAGGAAAAGUAUUGUGGUAACUAUUUAUUAGAACAAAUAAGACAUACAGAAUUGUGAGAACUAUCGAAGGAUCAAGCUUAUAAAUCAUACUAUGAAGCUCCGGAAAAGAGUGAUUGAACAACGACUACGACAUAAAACGAAUAUCUGAAAACCAAUUUGUUUUGGCUUUAUGCCAGGACAACGACCGAGACUAUUUUUCUACUUAGGCAACUAAUUGAAAUGUUUAGAGCAAAGGGAUAAGACUUCCACAUGAUCUUUAUUGACCUAGAGAAAACUUAUAAUAGAGUACUUCAAGAUUUGAUUUGGAGGGCAUUGGAAAAGAAGUAAGUCUGUAGACACUACAUCGACUUGGUGAGAGAUAUAUACAAUGGAGCGCUAACUAGUGCACAAACAACUAGUGGAGAUAAAUAAGUUUUCAGUGACAAUAGGUCUACAUCAAGAAUCAAUAUUGAGCUCAUACCUGCUGGAUGAAGUACCGUGGUACAUGUUGUUCAUAGAUGAUAUAGUUUUGAUUGAUGAGACCCGAAACGGCGUCAACACAAAGUUUUAACUUUGAACGGAUGCUCUAGA